AUGAGUUUCGGUGGCUUCACCGAAGGCAAACGACCCUCCCAGGGCACUCAGAGGAGCUCCGUGGCAGCGGUCCAUCAGAAUGCCACUGAGCGUUUUGCUCUGCCUCCAGUUUCUCUGAGUUGCCACCAUGUGUUUGGUUCUAAGCCGAACGUUAGGGGCGGAGUUCAUUUCACCGAGGCUUCAGCAGUGUGCUACCCCUGCGGCCGCCUGAUGGUGCUGCACAAGCUGGAGAAAAAGGCGCAAAAGUUCCUCCACGGGGCAGACGAAGGGCUAGAGACCGUCUGCACUGCUGUCUCGCAAAACAAGAGGUACUUGCUAGUGGGCGAGCGUUCUGAGCGUAGGGCCUUAGUUUCAGUGUACGACUUGAUAACUCUAAAGACGAAGAAAACGCUGGCAUUCGCGGACUGUCAGUCCACCGAAUUUCGGUCCGUCGCAUUCUCCGGGGAUAGCAGACACAUCCUCGCCCUUGGAGGACCCCCCGACUGGUGCCUCGUGUACUGGGCUUGGGAAAAGGCCAAGGUGGUUGCUUCUUACAAGCUUGGGAUGCCGUCACUGGAGUUCUGCGAAUGCUCCUUCAAUCCUCUAGACUCCUCUAUUGUGUGCUUGGUGGGAGAUGGUGUCAGUCGCAUGUUGAGGCUGCAAGACGGCCAGCUGCGCGUCAUGCAGAACUAUCUUUAUAAAAGACAAGGCCAGCAAUUUACCAGCCACGCGUGGCUCUGUGACGACUCGCUCAUCGUCGCUUCACACAGUGGGGACUUAACACUGCUGGAUGGAACGGGCGACUUUGUGGCAACGCUCAGCUGCUCACCUGGACUUCCAGGCACGCUGCGCUGCCUGGUGCCUACCUCGAAAGGCUUCGUUUGCGGAGGUGCGGGGGCAUCGAUCCGCAUUUUCGAGAAAAGCCAAGAUCCUACGGAGAUCUACGAACUCACAACGGACGUCUCCGUAGACAACCAGGCAGCCGGUGAGUCUGGCACUGACAGAUCGGGCACGUGCACAGCGCCACACUCUGCCCUUCGAAGAGCAGCGACUGCGGCUAGUGAGAGCUGCCGCCUCGGAAAAAGACGCUACAGCGGACGGCGGGUGGCUCUGUGCCUUGGUGCUCUUGGAAAACUUACAGAGGGAACACACGUGAGCAGCCUGGCGAUGAGUCCAAAGGAAGACACCGUUGCAAUAGGGCUGUCUAACGGGCAGCUCUUUCUGCUGUCGCUAAAGGCCAAAGCCCAGCAUGGCCCCCACCAGGCACCAGCAACGCCAGUCUUGUCUUUCCUGCACACUUCGUUCCACACGGGCGCCAUAUACGGAAUGGACGUCUGCACCCAAAAGCCUCUGGCAGUGACUUGCGGGGAUGAUCAAACUAUCCGAGUGUGGGAUUUCUUAGAGCGCCGAUUGGAGCUGUGUCAGAACUUCCCGGAGGAAAUAUUCUCCGUGGCUUUCCACCCUUCCAGCUAUCACAUCCUUGCGGGGUUUGCAGAUAAGCUCAGGCUGAUGAACCUUAUGCUCGGCGAGUUGCGGACGGUCAAGGAAUUCGCGAUCAAAGCAAGUCGCGAGUGCCGUUUUUCUCAUGGAGGGCACAUGUUUGCUGCUGCAAGUGGAAACAUGAUUGAGGUGUUCAACAUGUAUUCCUGGACUCAUCAAGCCACGCUUCGCGGGCACAGCGCCAGAGUUGCAUCCUUUUCGUGGUCUGUGGACGACCGCUCUAUUGCCUCAGCCGGGCACGAUGGCGCUGUGUAUGAGUUUCUUAUUGACAAGCUCUAUUCGAUCGUGCAAAACCCGCUGGAAAACGGCGGCGAGACGUCAGAGCUUUUCGCCGUUGGUUCCGACGCAUGCAUCAAACAAAUUCAACAAUCCCAGCUGCUCGAGUGCUACGAUGCCGUGGAGCCUCAGGGGGCGAUUGCUGUCCUCUCCAACGGGCGUGCCUUCUUCACGGGAGUUUCCGUUUCAGGACUGCCCGGAUCGAUCCGCUGCUACAAGGCGCCAAUAUCAGGCGAAUAUGGAAGGCAUAUGUGUCAUGAAGGUAACUGCGUGGCGUUGCAUCCGUGGUGUGCAGGAGUCAAUGCUCUGAUGGCUUUAUUUGCAGGUCCAGUUACCCGCCUGGCAGUCGCCGCGAACAAUUCUAUCCUUCUGAGUGCUGGCGCAGAUGGAGUGUUGUGUGUGUGGAAUGUGAAUGACCGAGAAGCAGCACCCGUUGAACAAUCCACCGUAAAAUACAUGGCUGAGGUGUUAGUGGAUAGGACGCAUCUUAUGGAGAGGCAGAGCCAUCUAACUGAGCUCGAACGACAAGUCGAAGAUGUGUCCAACCAAAUGGAUUUUCAGCAACGCAGAUUUGAAACCCAGCAUAAAGAUGCCAUGAGCCAGUUGGAAACGCGAUUCAACAAGGAGCUGGCAGCGGAGAGGCAAAAGUUUGACAUUCUCAGAGAAGAAAAACUCGAGGCAGAACGCCUUUUUCACGAGCAACUCGAAGCGCAGGAGGAACAGCACUCGGCGGCAAUUCAAGUUUUUACUAGACAUAUUAGCCUCCUGCCUUUUACCGUAACCUCAGCCGCGCUACCGAAGAUACCAUCGGCUAAAAUGUUGGUGCUCAACGCUGGGUUGAUCUCUUUCUGUUCACCUUGGUGUGCCUUUUUGUGGCAGACUCUAGAAGCUAGGUUUCACAGCAAGCUAUCUGUAGAGCUAGGCCGUCAGAAGAAGCUAGCUCAGGAGAAGGAAAAGGACAGGCAAAACUGGGAAAAUGAGAAGGACAAGCUCCUCAAGGAAACAGCAAGUAAAGAGCAAGAGUGGAGCCGGCAGAUGACACUUCAAGCAAAACAGGCAGAGGAUGAGCUGCAAAGAAUGAGAGAAAGCAAAGAACUGGCGCUGAAGACGCACCAGGAACUUUUGCAACAAGUGGAAGAAGACGCAGACAGGGAAAUUGAGAGUCUGAAGGAAAUGUACGAACGACGGCUGGCAGAGGAAAAUGCGGAAAAGGUCAAACUGCGGGGCCAAGCAGGCAUCUUUCGGCAACGCUAUGAAGACGCAAAGGAGCAGGCUGAGCAGCUGAGAGAAGCAGCAAGAAUGAAGGAAGAACGUGCUGCAAGGCUAAAGGCUGAUGUUGACAAGCUAGUGGCAGACCGCACGGCCCUGAAUCAAGAGCUACAAGAGAGAGACAAGACGAUAGGCGAAAAAGAGCAAAGGAUUUACGAUUUGAAGAGGCAAAACCAGGAACUGGAAAAAUUCAAGUUUGUCUUAGACUAUAAGAUAAAUCAGCUUAAAGCAGUGAUUGAUCCUAAAACUCGCGAUAUCCAAGAGAUGCAAGCGCAGAUCCAAGCCAUGGACUCGGAGUUAGUGGAGUAUCACCGCCAGGGGAAAGUGUCUGCCAUGGAAAUGGAACAGCUUAAGCUCAAGCACAAAGCACUGCGCGAUGAAAUCAGUGCACAGAGGCAGAAAAUUGCUCAGGGGGAGCAGAGGAUGAGGCGACUGCAAUUGGACAUUUACGAAUGCAUGCAGUACCUCCAGGACCCGCACACGCUGAAGCAGCGUGUGACCGCACUUUAUAGGAAGUACCUGACUACCACUUUACCCCCAUCAGAAGUCGAUACCGACAUUUUGAAGGAACAAACGCGGCAAAGAGAUUACUUGGAAAAGUCUGUAGAGUGCCUCAAGAAACGCUUGGGCAAAGACUCAGAAAUGCACCGGCAGGACAAUGUAAAGCUCAUGCAGGAGAAUGCGGCUCUCAUCUGUGAAAUUAACGACCUGCGAAAGGAGUUACUUGCUCUUCAGUCCGACAACCGCCAACGGAAGUUUGCGGGGGCGCCUAAAACUGAGCGAGACAAUGUGCGCUCGGCGCGGCGCAAGACGCCCAAAUGUGAGGGCAACAGCACGCUAUAUGACAAAAACUCAGGGGAUCCACGGCCCAAAAGCGUCAAGCUCUCCGCUACCAGAAGUGCUGUGCCAUCAUCUCCUUGCAUUCAAGGAAAUCCUCCCGUCAAUCAGAGUCAGCUGGAAGAGAUAGAGCCAGGAGGGACACAGGCGAGUGACAAGGUGGCAGAGGAAUGUGCCAAGCUUAUUGAAACACAGGCUAGUGAAAUUGGAGCUCUGAAAAAGAAACUAGAGCUUGUGGAGAAGCAGCUAGAGACUAAAGACGUUUUGGCAAGUCGCGAAAGUAAUUCCCACGAAAUAAUUGAUACGACAUCUGCAUAA
This is a messenger RNA of Cyclospora cayetanensis, 4179 nucleotides long. Its product is annotated as cilia- and flagella-associated protein 57. The record is from RefSeq and is a predicted model, not a curated record. Gene Ontology annotation, molecular function: protein binding. Bases 1 to 4179 code for a protein of 1392 amino acids. NCBI's taxonomy places the organism in Eukaryota, Apicomplexa, Conoidasida, Eucoccidiorida, Eimeriidae. The transcript is spliced from 14 exons.